Molecule: messenger RNA, 1566 nt
Organism: Fusarium musae
Lineage: Eukaryota; Fungi; Ascomycota; Sordariomycetes; Hypocreales; Nectriaceae
Exons: 3
Coding region: 1-1566 (521 amino acids)
Biological process (GO): protein localization to plasma membrane
Cellular component (GO): plasma membrane
Source: RefSeq, a predicted model, not a curated record
AUGUCUUACAGAAUCUCUGCCCCCGAUGAGUACCUUGCCAUCACUGGCAUGGGCAUCAAGACCGUCAAGAUCACAAAAGCAACAUGGGUCUGGCCUCUCCAACGAUGCACACGCUUCAGUAUCCGCCCUCACGACUAUGCCAUGGACCUUCAGGCCAUGACUAAGGAGAAGCUGCAGUUCUCUCUCCCCGUCGUCUUCACAGUCGGUCCUGAUGUCAACCAGCGCGGGGCCAACCGCUCUGAUGCCGACAGUGAAGCCGAUGGUCUUGAUCGCGAGGACCGAGGGGACGCUUUGAUGAAGUAUGCUAUGCUCUUGGCCAACUCUGAGGAGAAGGAGAAUGUCACUCAGGGUCAGCAUGUUGCCAAUAUCGUCAAGGGUAUCAUUGAGGGUGAAACUCGAGUUCUUGUGUCUAGCAUGACCAUGGAGGAGAUCUUCACUGAGCGAGAGGUCUUCAAGAAGAGGAUCUUUCGAAAUAUCCAGAAUGAGUUGUCUCAGUUUGGUCUGCUCAUCUUCAACGCCAACGUCAAAGAGUUGAAGGAUGCCCCUAACUCAGUCUACUUCGCCUCGCUCUCCCGCAAAGCUCACGAGGGCGCAACCAACCAAGCCAGAAUCGAUGUCGCAGAGGCUCAACUCCGCGGUAACGUUGGAGAAGCCCAGCGCAAGGGUGAGCAAGAGCGUGAGAUCGCAAAGAUCAACGCCGAGACCGCCGUCCAGAAGACAGUCCGUGAUAUCGAGCGCGCCCAAGCAGAAGCACAACUAGACACCAAGCGCACAGGCCUCACCCGAGAUGUCGACAUCGCCCGCGUCACAGCCCAGCGUACUCUUGAGUCCAAGGAUGAAGAUCUCAAGAAGGAGGUCGAGAUCAAGCGUGCUGCUGCAGAGAUGGAGCGUCUUCGUGCCACAGAUGUCGUCAAGGCUACCAUUGCAAGGGAGAGUAAGCAACAAGCUGCUGAUGCUGCUGCCUACGAAGUCGAGGCCGAUGCGCGCGCUCACCAGGAGGCUAGCCAGCGCAAGGCCGACGCUGCAGCUUACCAGACCAAGCUCUUCGCCGACGCAGACGCAGCAGCUACAUACGCCAAGAUCACAAGGAACACAGACGCCGAGGCUUACCAGACGCGUAACGAAGCCGAAGCCUACAACUACGCCGCCCAGCAGCGCGCGGAAGCCGAGCUCGUUAGCAAGCUCCGCGAGGCAGAGGGUAUCUCCGCUAUGGCCGACGCCUACGGCAAGCUGUCCACGGCGUUUGGCGGUCCCGCUGGUCUGCUGCAGUACAUGAUGAUCGAGAAGGGCACGUACGUCGAGCUCGCCAAGGCCAACGCCGCAGCCAUUCGUGGCCUGGAGCCCAAGAUCAGCGUGUGGAAUACUGGAAACCAGAGCGGUGGUCAGGGUGGGGGUGAUGCGACCGAGACGAUGCGCAAUGUGUACCAAAUGCUGCCGCCGCUGAUGAGCACUAUUAAUGAGCAGACGGGGAUUACACUGCCGGAGUGGCAGUUUGGCAAAUUGAAUGCUGGUGUCAACGCUGUUGGACAGGAGGGUGCUAAGACUAAUGGCCACAAGAGCCACUAG